AUCAUGAUGUCAAUUUACUAACCCGGAAAAGUUAUGUCACGGGGUCAGAUCGAAUUUCGUAUGUAAAUUGGUGAACUGGAAAAUAAAUAAUUGAUGACAAGGUGUCAAUAUCGUAUUUUGAGGUAAGACGGUGGUAUGUGGGCUCGUUAGAAAGUCCUUAGCUAGCUAGUGUUUCGUUAAACGUCGUCAUUUGUCCCUCUAGCCAGGUUUUUGGCUUGCUAACGUUAGCUAGGUUAACUUGCUAGCUAGCUUUGCUGUCAACCAGGCUUUGUAUUGUUUUUUCGUCGAGAAGAAUCGUCAUUCUUUCAUAACACAUGAGUGUGUCACUGGUAGUUAUCCGUCUGGAGCUCGCAGACCAGUCUCUUUCUCCACAGGAUUUCCAAUACACCACUGUUGAGGAUAUGUCAGAGGAGGAUUUGCAGGAGAAAGCACUGAGCUCAGCCAGGCUCUAUCUGAGUGGGAAGACAGAGUUGGAGAGAGCAGCCGUCUUACAUCAGCACAUCGGCAGCAGAACCAUGGGAGACAUGGUCAUCGAGACCUUCGCACCCAACCCUGAUAAAGAAGAGGGUGAGCAGACUGGGGCAGAGGGAGAGGAGGGUGGAGGAGCCCAACCCCUAGAGGAUCAACUAGACGGGAGGGGUCUUACUGAGGGCCCUACAGAGGUCAGUGCCGAGGGCACAGAGGUGGCUCUAGACUCGCCCUCCAAGCAGCUUCCAGACCAGAUCUCCUUCUUCAGUGGAAACCCCUCAGUGGAGAUAGUCCACGGCAUCAUGCACCUCUACAAGACCAACAAGAUGACAUCACUAACGGAGGACGUGCGUCGCAGUGCCAUGCUGUGUAUCCUGACCGUCCCCACCACCAUGACAAGCCACGACCUCAUGAAGUUUUUGGCACCAUUUUAUGAUGUCAUGGAGCACAUGAAGAUCAUACGAGACUCCACCUCUAACCAGUACAUGGUGCUGAUCAAGUUUAGUAGCCAGGCUGAUGCAGAUAGUUUCUACACAGCGUGUAAUGGCCGUACGUUCAACUCCAUAGAGGAUGCAGUCUGCCAGCUGGUCUAUGUGGAGAGAGCUGAGGUCAUCAAGUCUGAGCAGGGCGCCAGUCUUCCAGUGAUGGAGCUGACAGAGCUUCCUAAGUGUACCGUGUGUCUGGAGAGGAUGGAUGAGUCAGUGAAUGGGGUUCUCACUACACUCUGUAACCACAGCUUCCACAGCCUGUGUCUGCAACGCUGGGAGGAUGCCUCGUGUCCUGUGUGUCGGUAUUGUCAGACCCCAGAGCCUGUAGAGGAGAACAAGUGCUUUGAAUGUGGAGUUCAGGAGAACCUUUGGAUCUGUCUGAUCUGUGGUCAUAUCGGCUGUGGUCGCUACAUCAGUCGUCAUGCCUACAAACACUUUGAGGAGACGCAACACACGUACGCCAUGCAGCUCACUAACCACCGUGUCUGGGACUAUGCUGGAGAUAACUAUGUUCACAGGCUGGUGGCCAGUAAGACUGAUGGGAAGAUGGUUCAGUACGGGUGUGAAGGAGAAACCUGUCAAGAGGAGAAGAUAGACGCUCUGCAACUAGAGUACUCUCACCUGCUAACGAGUCAGCUGGAGUCCCAGCGCAUUUACUGGGAGAAUAAGAUUGUUCACAUGGAGAAGGACACCGUAAAGGAGGUCAACAACAUGAAGGCCAAGUUUAAGGAGACCAUAGAUCGAUGUGAUAAUCUGGAGCGUCGGCUGGGAGAGCUGGCCAAGGACAAACAGGGCAUGGACAAGAAGUGUGGUCAGUUGUCGACCCGUGUGACGAAGCUUGGUCAGGAGCUGAAAGGGGAACAGGAAAUGAACCGCUGUCUGAGAGCCAAUCAGGUUCAGCUACAGGCCCAGUUGGCUGAAGAUGAGCACAAGGCUAGAGAGACUGGCGAACGUAAGGACGGGGUGAUAGCAGAGCUCCAGGAGCAGCUGAGAGAUGUCAUGUUUUACCUGGAGACUCAGCAGCAGAUACAAAGUCUGCCUCCAGAGACCAGGACUGAGAUACAGGAAGGACACAUCAACAUAGGCGCAGCAGUCACUCCUGCCCCGGGACCCUCCACCGCCAUAGGCCGCAGGGGGCGGUCCAAAAAGGGGAAGUAGAGAAGACACAACCAGGAAGUGGAGAGAGGAAGAGAUGUCGGCCUUCACUGAUUACCACAGCCACAAAGUCAUAAACCCUGCCUAUUUCUACAAUUUCUCUUCUUAAAAUGUGAUUUUAAACCUAACCUUAAACCUAGCCUUAACCACACUGCUAACCUUAUUCCUAACCGUAAAUGAAGACCAAAAAGCACAUUUUUGUUUUCAUAAAUUUUAUAUGAUAUAGCCUAUUUUGACUUUGAGGCUGUGGUAAAACCAGAGAUGCCAGAUGCCUGAAAUGACACACCAAAAUGACAUUAUUAAAGUGUGUGUGUGUGGUGUGCGUGUAUGCGCAAUUGAGUGUGUUUGUGCUUUGAAAAAGGACUUUGGCUCCUUAGACAGUACUCUAAGAGGAUGGGAUCAGAAGUUAAGUGUAUAUCUCUGCUUCAAGGUGCCCACUUUGCUCUUCUCCCUCCAUCCUUCUAAAAAAAAAUGCAGUCUUUUUUUAUUUUUUUCACCAUGUUUUCUUCCUGAAAGGAGGAGAGAUUAAUGUGAGAAGUGGACGAAUACCUCAUGUUUGAAUAUGCUGAAUAUGAAUGUCCAGUCACAUUUUGUAGGUAUGUGUGUUGUUAUAAAUGGGUUUAGAAAGUCUGCUUCUGAGGUUCACUACCAGCUGGUUGUCAGCGUUUAUCAUCUCUGUUUUAUCGAACAUCUGAUUCCAAUCUGUUCUCAGGAAACGGCAUGACUCAGUUCUAUCGUGACAACGUUUUUUUCUUUUUUCACUUAGAUAAUUUAAUGUGACAGAAAACAAACUGAACAUCACUUUAUCUGAGAGAUUAAGUCAAGUGCUGAAAUAUUUAAUUUCUCAAUUUAGAAAUGACCUGUGUCAGAGCUGUAGACUUAAUAGAUGGGAACGGGUAUUUGUGACUGGUGCUUUGGCAUUCCUACACUGAUCUGAGAUGUGCACCUGACAUCAAGGGUUGCCCUAUUGCCUGGGCCAAGUCAUCUGAGCAGUCAUGCAAGUUAAGCCUAAGGUUGCAAGUUGGGCAGGUGAUUUUUAACAAAAAGUAAAAACAACAAAACUGCAAAGAAUUCCAGUAGCCUAAAGCCGAUCUUUCUGGUUCCUCCCCCUUAUUUAAAUGUAAGACAGACAAUGUAUGGCAGUCGGGCAAGUUGAGCUUGUUCUACUUGCUACUAACAACCAAAAUACAAAGAAUUCCAGUAGUGAUCUUUCUGGUUCCUCCCCUAUGUGUAAGUGAAAGACAGGCAAUAUAUGGCACUUCUUUGUGUAAAUAGCUCAUUUACAUUUUCGGGCAAGUGCCUUUCAGACUUUAAUGUCAAUCCCUGUAAUACAGUACAAUACUCUACAAAUACAAUAUCAUACAGUUUGACUCCUGUUUCCCUGCACUUACCUGUGUGUAUGUGACCACCAUAUUCUUCACUGACAACACAUCUGUGGCAAGCCUGAAAGGGCACCGUAUUGCCUAUACACUGCACUACUGACCAGAUCCAGGUAAGCUUUGUACAUGCGUGUGUUUGUGUUGAAAUGCUGAAAGGCUACCGGUAUUUUCUGCUCAUUCACAGCUUUCCACUAUAAUAUAGCAUCAAUAUUGUCAUAGCAUGGUAUUGUAUCUAGGUCAACGCAGACUUUCAAAUAGUACACAGCAGCAGCAGAAUCCCACCUUUAGCCUAAUGUGAACAUGUCUUAUUUCAUUUUACCUUCCUGAAUGUCAACUUCCAGCAGUUGAAGUAUUCACUGUGUUUUUUGUAUACAUGUUAAAGCGCUCAAUAAAUUGUGUUACCAUUUGUA
Molecule: messenger RNA, 3900 nt
Organism: Salvelinus fontinalis (brook trout)
Lineage: Eukaryota; Metazoa; Chordata; Actinopteri; Salmoniformes; Salmonidae
Product: BRCA1-associated protein-like
Exons: 13
Coding region: 315-2114 (599 amino acids)
Biological process (GO): protein ubiquitination; Ras protein signal transduction
Cellular component (GO): cytoplasm
Molecular function (GO): zinc ion binding; nucleic acid binding; ubiquitin protein ligase activity
Source: RefSeq, a predicted model, not a curated record